Strongyloides ratti is the source of this 468-nucleotide messenger RNA. RefSeq lists its product as hypothetical. The transcript is spliced from 2 exons. The record is from RefSeq and is a predicted model, not a curated record. The coding region runs from base 1 to 468 and encodes 155 amino acids. Lineage: Eukaryota; Metazoa; Nematoda; Chromadorea; Rhabditida; Strongyloididae.
AUGUUCAUUGCAUUUGGAAUAUAUUGUGUGGUAUUUAAAAAGCAAAAAAACAAAUUCAUUCACGAUAAAUCAUCAUUCAUAAAAGUUGACCUAUCAACAAAAUAUCAGCAUAUUGAGAAUCAAAGAACAUACUAUAUAGUUACAGGCUUACUUCUACUUUUUGCCAUUUUUACAUUUAUUACAAAUAUUAUUAAAAUUUUAUUUACAAGUAUCUUCAAUAACAUUCUAAAGGCUGAAUCAUCAAAUUACAUAUUUUUUAUGGGAGUUUUCCUUAAAACAGCCGGCACAAUAUCAUAUUUAUUAUGGAAAAUUCCUUCCCUUUUGAAAGAUGUCGAAAAAAUAUUAAAAAUAAAUACAAGAAGGGAAGUAGGCAAUCAAACUGAAAAAAAUAAAAAUAAUGGAAGUAAUAUAGUAGUGCCUCAGGCAACACAAAACAACUAUUUUAAUCAAUAUGGUAAAGAAUGGUGA